GGGCGUCAAGGCCUACCUCUCCUGCCUUCGUGCAGCCACUGCGGUACUUUCGUAUGUCCCUAUCCAAGCUCAGCCGGGUUUUGCGCACCCAAGAUGUCUUCAUCAUACUCACGGCUUGCUUUUUGCCUAGGCCUCGUAGUGUCUCGCAUGUUCCGCAAUGCCUCGCACAAGCUCGCCCACACCCCCAUCUUCACAAUCGACUUGCUCCUCCCUGGACGAAACGCUGCGCGGAGCAAGCUACUUCGUGCUCAGAUUCAAUACACUACUUCCUCGCGUACAUGUCAAUUCGCGUCCUCCUCCUCCCCUAGUCCUUCUCCCUCUACGCUGAACGUGAAUGCUUAUGCUUCUACCAGGGAUAGUGCCGUCAGAGAUGCCUCCACCUUCGAUUAUACCACCGUUCUCAAUGACGCCUCUGCUCUCAGCAAUCCCUCCGUUUCCAACGACCUUUCUACUCUCGGUGAUACCUCUGCACCCGGCGCCGGGUGGGACUUAGAGAUCCUAUUCCGCGAGACAUAUCCUAGCAUUGUUGCCGCGCUUGAAGCUGGUAACAUCCGUGCAGCAGGAGAGGCGUGGUCUGUUCUUGAGCGAAGCUCGCUCUUACCAUUCCUCGGCCCUUCUCACCAUGGCGAACUCUGCAGGCUAACCACCGAGCUCAUCCGAGGCGCAACUUGGAGUCCUGCAGAGGCACAAGUCAUAGACGAUAUCACUGUCUUUGUGGCUGCAGGCGGGGACCCGCGGGGGCUCAUUGCUCGCAUGCGCCAUCUCAUCUUGCAUGGAGAUGCGGACGCUACUUUGCGCCUAUUCUCGAGAUACAAUACCAUGGUGCAGCAGAAAGGGGCUCAUCUAGACAUUCAAUUGGAAGAGCCACCACCUCAAGCCGAAGCCAUAUUGAUAGACGGGGACGCACGCGACACAUCUUCGGAGUCCUUCCCGCCAUCCAUCGCUUGUCUCGCCAUAUAUGCCUUUGCCUUGAAAGACUCAUUCUCGGAGGCCAUGAAGGCGAUUCUCUCGACCACCGCCUAUCUUUCUGCGUCUUUCGUUCGAGUAUAUUUUGCACAUCUGCGCGUAGAUCCUGCAUUCCGUACGAAGGCGGAAACCGUGAGGGCAGAAGCGUAUGCUCGUCGGAUCGCCAUUGCCCAACUCUUCACUCGUCCUGGGUCAUUCCAAAGGCACGUCUCGAACUUGUCCAAAGAUAUGAGCGACAAGAACCUACAGGAGCUAUACGAGCACAUUGUCGGAGCCCUGAGGGAGUCUCAGCCGUGGCUCACUAUGGAUCCGUCCGCGGUAUCAGAACGGACACCUGUUCUGCUUCCUGACUUUGCUUGGUCCAUCCUGCUCAGAGCAUUUAUGCACUGUCGUAAACUGGACCUAGCGGAGAGAUUGUGGGACGACAUGACCAAACUGGGUGUUCAGCCGACGAUGGACGUCUGGACAUCGUUGCUCGACGGUUACGCGGAGUUGCGCAUGGCCGAUCGCGCUCUGGUCACAUGGAAGCUGCUUCGCCAGGGAAGCACGCAGCCCAGUGUUAUGGCGUACAGGGCCCUUAUCUACGGUCUAUUCAACUCAGGACGUCCCGCGCAGGCGAUGGAACGCUUCGAGGAGUUCAGCGCAUUGCUGAAGCGAGGUUUUUAUCAGAACGACAGCUCCGCGCUCCUGAUUCUUUAUAACACCGUCAUCUAUUGGCUACUCGCGAACUCUGGCGAAGCGGAUGCCCAAGCUCUCCUGCGGCAAAUGGAAGAUUCGGGACCGAAGCCAGACGUAGUGUCCUACAAUACCUUCAUGCGAUACUACGCCAAAGUCUCUAAGCCCGGAGCUAUAGGUACUGUUAUGCGCAGGAUGGAGGCUGUUGGUGUGGCCGCCGACGUCGUUACGUACUCAACGGUCCUCACUGCCUUGCUACCUGUGGAGAAGGACGCGGCAAGCGUGGUUCGCACAUUGAUGAAGACUUUCGGAGUGCAACUGAACAUCGUGACUUAUACCACCAUCAUCAGCCACUUUGUGAAGGAGGAAUCGGAUGCAGGGCUCGAAGCGGCUCUGGAGCUACUUCGUAUGAUGGAGGCAGAGGAAGACGAGUCCCUUCACCCCAAUGCCGUCACGUACACCACUAUCCUUUCCGCUAUUCAUCGGCGACAACACUGGCUGAACCGGCAGACGCAGGAAGAAUAUGUCCGUCAUCUUACGGAUCGAAUGAAGAAACGAGACCUCAUGCAUAGCAAAGUCACGUAUAAUAUGCUAAUCAAGGCUUGCUUGGAGAACCCGAAUCCAGACGGCGUGCAACAUGCGCUCAAAUAUUACCGAGAGAUGGUACGCAAUAAUGUACCCAUCCGGGAGGAUACGCGGUUCUUGUUGUUGAAAGGGUUGGCGCGGAGGGGUGCCUGGGACGAAGCAGAUACAAUUGUGGAGGAGAUUGAGAACAGCGGGAGGGUGAUUUCGACUUGGCUGGGCAAUGCUAUAGCUACCGUCAGAAAUCGGGACUACGAGCGGCGUCCUAGUAGACGAACCUUUAGACAUUGAGAUGAUGCUCAAGGCGCUGUAAUCGACCCUCCCAAGUUUCUUUCACUCAAGAAGAAGGAUUUGUUCAGCCCAAGCCUGAGGUAGCGAGCGUACGCUGAAAUAACACAGUACGG
This is a messenger RNA of Phanerochaete carnosa HHB-10118-sp, 2627 nucleotides long. RefSeq lists its product as uncharacterized. The record is from RefSeq and is a predicted model, not a curated record. Gene Ontology annotation, molecular function: protein binding. Lineage: Eukaryota; Fungi; Basidiomycota; Agaricomycetes; Polyporales; Phanerochaetaceae. Bases 1195 to 2514 code for a protein of 439 amino acids. The transcript has a single exon.